This is a messenger RNA of Acaulospora colombiana, 198 nucleotides long. The record is from the annotation of a GenBank genome assembly. NCBI's taxonomy places the organism in Eukaryota, Fungi, Glomeromycota, Glomeromycetes, Diversisporales, Acaulosporaceae.
AUGCCACAGAACGACAGGGUCGUGAACGAAUAUAUGACAGCUGAUGACCAAGAAAGCGAUUACUUGAUAAUGCCAUCGACGUCGGAUGACCUCAAGAAAAUGCGAGUGCGAGCGGAACAAGACAGGGAUCAGGGGUGUUUGCGGGGUUCGGCGAGCUUGAAGGUCGCUCGCCCAAAAUCAGUACCUUCUCGUGGCGAG